Messenger RNA from Entamoeba invadens IP1, 1035 nucleotides. RefSeq lists its product as hypothetical. NCBI's taxonomy places the organism in Eukaryota, Evosea, Mastigamoebida, Endamoebidae. Gene Ontology annotation, molecular function: protein-folding chaperone binding. The transcript has a single exon. Gene Ontology annotation, cellular component: cytosol. The record is from RefSeq and is a predicted model, not a curated record. The coding region runs from base 1 to 1035 and encodes 344 amino acids.
AUGGGCAGAGAUUUCUAUCAAAUCUUAGGCGUCGGAAAGAGCGCCACAGAAAACGAUUUAAAAAAGGCGUAUCGUAAAUUGGCGCUCAAAUGGCACCCCGACCGCAAUCCAAACAACAAAGAAGAAGCGACGGAGAAGUUCAAGAACAUAGCAGAGGCGUAUGCUGUGCUUUCGGAUCCAAAGAAGAAAGAGAUCUACGACCGAUAUGGUGAAGAUGGUCUAAAAGCUGGGAUGACUGGUGAACAGCAGUACGAUGGGAUGAAAGGAUUUCCUGGCGGCAGUUUUACUUUCACGACAAAUGGAAGCGAAGGGUUUGAUCCGUUUGAUUUAUUUAAUUCGAUGUUUGGUGGGAUGGAUGGGAUGCCGCAGAGUCGUUCGCGACGGGCGAAGUUCUCGAAAAAGAGAAAUGGGUUCAGUGGCUUCGAACAGUUUGGAGGAAUGCCACAAGAGUUUCAAGGGUAUACAGAAACACCACAAAAAGGCGAAGAAGUUACAGCCAAUGUCAAUUGUACAUUAGAGGAGUUAUAUAAAGGAUGUAAGAAAACACGAAAGAUCACUAAGAACAUCACAAAUUCAAAUGGACAAACAUCGCAAAAGGAAAACGUCGUUGACUUGGAUAUUCAAGCCGGAUGGAAGGAUGGGACUAAAAUUAGAUUCGAAGGAUAUGGUGACGAAAAUUAUGGAGAAGAGGCAGGGGACGUCGUCUUUGUCGUGAAGACAAUACCACACCCUUUGUAUACAAGAGACGGCGAUAACUUACACUGCAACGUCACUAUUAACGUUUCACAGGCUUUAACUGGGUUUAAAGUCAAUUUGCCAUUCUUGGACGGGUCUGAAGUGUCCAAAAAAAUCGAUCACCCUGUGUCUGAAAACACACCAGAAAUAAUCAAUGGAAAAGGAAUGCCUAUUAGAAAGUCUCCUGGAAAAUUUGGAGAUCUGUACAUACACUUCAAAAUACAAUUCCCGGCGUACUUGACGGAGAAACAAAGAACUGAUGUGAAAUCUGCUUUAAGUGGCGUCAACAAUUGGGUGUGA